Molecule: messenger RNA, 1791 nt
Organism: Oncorhynchus mykiss (rainbow trout)
Lineage: Eukaryota; Metazoa; Chordata; Actinopteri; Salmoniformes; Salmonidae
Source: RefSeq, a predicted model, not a curated record
UGUUAGUUGUUAAUUGUUUGUGAAUGUUAAGUUUGUUGUCGUCGUUGUUAAUGAAGAAUAGUUUGUCUGAAAGUUAGCUGGUUAGCCUGUUAGCAUAGCUGCCUGUCAAAUAGUCACCGCACUUCGAUACAAAGUGAUUUUCUCCGCUAACCUUAAUGAACCUCGGUCUCUAAACCUACGUUAAUUAUCCUAACCUGCUACGAAAAACUUAAUUUCGGGUUUUUCAGGGGAAGUGCCGUGAAAAUGGUGAAAAUUGUUUCUCCAUAAGACAACAGACAGAUGGCGCAGUUUACAAACCAGUUUAACAGAUGCAUUUAGCAGUGUUUAUGUCAUGACAGUGUCAGCCAAUCAGAUCAUUUGUUGUUCAACGCUUACGUGCCGUUUUCAUAAUGGCUGCUGUGACAAAUUUUUAAGUAAUCGUUCAAAUCUUCUCAGUUUAAAUAGUUGGGAUAAUGGGAACAAUUCGCAUUUCCUAUUCCGAUUGAUACCUCGUACGUCCCUGGUGUCUUAAUAAACACCGGAAGCCUGUCUGACCGUAGUGCAGAUGGUCGGGUUGGAUCGGCUGGCUGUUCUCUAGGAUAAACUGUAUCACAUGACCUGUCAAAAACAUAGACAGGGUUUGUCCAAUAAACUAUAAUAUCUUUGGUCAAUGGAUCUGCGUUUUAACUCAUUCAGUCACAUGCAGAUUAGUGGACAAAGAAACAAGCGUUUCCUACAUAUUCAAUCUGGACUGCCCCGGUACGGCCAGUGAGCAGGCAGGGAAGACGUCAGCAUGUCAGGGUUGUCCCAACCAGAACCUCUGCUCCUCUGGAGCCACUAAAGCACCAGACCCAGCCAUAGAGGAGAUAGCAGAGAAGAUGUUAACAGUGAAACAUAAGAUCUUGGUCCUGUCAGGGAAAGGAGGUGUAGGGAAGAGCACCUUCAGCGCACAUCUGGCCCACGCACUGGCUAGUGACGCCACUAAAGAGGUUGCUCUCCUAGAUGUGGACAUCUGUGGUCCGUCUAUCCCCAGGAUCAUGGGUCUGGAGGGAGAGCAGGUCCAUCAAAGUGGUUCUGGCUGGUCUCCUGUGUAUGUAGAGGAUAACCUUGCGGUCAUGUCUAUUGGCUUCCUACUCAGCAGUCCUGAUGAUGCUGUUAUCUGGAGAGGACCCAAGAAGAACGGGAUGAUCAAACAGUUCCUGCGAGAUGUCGAUUGGGGGGAACUGGAUUACCUCAUCGUGGACACGCCCCCCGGCACCUCUGACGAACACCUGUCUAUCGUCCAGUACCUUAGCUCCGCCCGCAUCGACGGAGCCGUCAUCAUCACCACCCCGCAGGAGGUAUCUCUUCAGGAUGUCAGGAAGGAGAUUAGGUUCUGUCAGAAGGUCCAGCUGCCCAUCAUAGGAGUGGUGGAGAACAUGAGUGGGUUUGUCUGUCCCAAAUGCAAGAACACGUCUCAGAUCUUCCCACCCACCACGGGAGGAGCAGAGAGGAUGUGUGAAGAGAUGAACCUUACUCUGCUAGGACGAGUCCCACUGGACCCCAGGAUAGGUAAGAGUUGUGAUGAAGGGAAGUCAUUCCUGACUGAAGUCCCAGACUCCCCUGCUGCUGCUGCUUACCACUCGAUAGUACAGAGUAUCCAGGCCUACUGCUUGUCCCAUGUGCCACGGGAGGAGAGUGCUGGCUAGAAGCCAGUCUGGAGGCCGCCAUGUUGCUCUGGAUGCCAGGGACGGAACACAUGUCGAGGGUCCCUACUGUCUGAUGAAUGAAUAAAUCACAUGCUCUGGUUUAGGAGCUGAUGUAGGAUCAGGA